Messenger RNA from Puccinia triticina, 294 nucleotides. RefSeq lists its product as uncharacterized. The transcript has 2 exons. Lineage: Eukaryota; Fungi; Basidiomycota; Pucciniomycetes; Pucciniales; Pucciniaceae. The record is from RefSeq and is a predicted model, not a curated record. Bases 1 to 294 code for a protein of 97 amino acids.
AUGAACAGCCAGCCCGGGCUUGUCUCCGGGAGGAACGUCCGCUCGAUCUUCCCCCCCAUCUGCCAGCGGCAACAUCCCCAGCCAAGGAAGCACGCCGCUGGGGGCCGGGAGACCAGCGCCACGGCCCGCAUACGAGAAAUGCGCCGAUCAGCCAGCCAGGAACACGACAGACUCCACAGGAGCGAUCACCAACACAUGGCUGCCGACGGCAGGGUUCAGCGCAACGGUUGUGCGAACCCUUGUCUGCAGCCCAACGCUGAAGAUCUCUCCCGGCCAAGGGUCCCGCAACCAUAG